Gregarina niphandrodes is the source of this 573-nucleotide messenger RNA. RefSeq lists its product as hypothetical. NCBI's taxonomy places the organism in Eukaryota, Apicomplexa, Conoidasida, Eugregarinorida, Gregarinidae. Bases 1 to 573 code for a protein of 190 amino acids. The record is from RefSeq and is a predicted model, not a curated record. The transcript has a single exon.
AUGAGAGGACUUGCCCACCCCAUGGGACCCCACCCCUUGGGGUCCCAGUCCGUGGGACCCCGCGGUAUGUGGGUCAGCCGGUCGGGAGCGACUGGAAUGGUCUUCAGGUCGCCAAAGUACUUCUCGGGACUGCUUGGUACUGCCGGUCCGGCUGACCGGUCUGCUGAGUUGCCUGCUGGGGGCUCGACUAGAGAGCCUGCUGGGUGGCCUGCUCAGCGAUCGGGUCGGCUUGGUGAUAAGGUCGUAUACGAAGUCGCUACUGCCGGUGGUCUCUUGGCUCUGCGCCUUGAGGAAAGAGUCCCGGGUCACCUUGGCGUGGUCGCCGCGAGAUACUCGCUUGACCUGCCCAACCGUGGACGUCAUCAGCUCCUGCUCCAUAUAGUGGAGGUGGUUCUUAAGGUCAUUGACAUCCUUCAUGCAGCCAAAAACGAAUUUGCAGGCAACGCACCCAAAUAUCUAGCUCUCCGUCCCGCCGUCCACCUGCCGCUGACUAAUCCACCCAGACCACGACCUACCACGUUCCCCAAAUACGCUGCAAACGGAACCGGCAUCAACCUCCCCUUCAGGUCGUAA